AUGGUUGUCUCUCGCAUUGGUUGCUCAAACAAGGAGUGCAAAGAUGCCGGCAUCAAGAUCACGAAGGGAGAAUUUCGCUAUGCCAUCCAGAUCACCAUCAACGAGCAUACAAGCUGGCAGUACAGGCAUUGGGGAUGUGUUACGCCCAAGCAAAUUGCGAAUCUGAUCGAGAGCUCAGGCGGCGACACAGACAUGGUUGACGGCUUCGACGAAGUUCCUGCUGAGUACCAGGAGAAGGUCACGUUUGCCCUAGAAAACGGCCACGUUCCCGAUGAGGACUGGAAGGGUGAUGUCGAGGUGAACCGACCUGGCAAGAACGGUUUCCGUGUCAAGGCCACCAAGAAGAAGGCCAAGAAAGACGACGAAGAUGACGAUGCCGAAGAGAAGUCCAACAAGAAGCGUAGUCGCAAGGCCAAGGACGCCGAUGAUGACGAGGACGAAGCCCCUGCGCCCAAGAAAGCCAGGGCUAAGAAGGUCGCAAAGAAAGAAGCAGACGACAGCGAGGAAGAGGUCAUUCCCGCAAAGAAGGCUCGUGGCAGGAAGCCCGCGAAGCAAGAGAAUGCCGAUGAGGAAGAAAAGGAAGUCCCAGCGGCAAAGAAGCCACGAGUCAAGAAGGCUGCCAAGAAAGAAGACGAUGAAGAAGCAGAAGCUCCAGUCCCCGCUGCAAAGCGAGGUAGGCCCAAGAAGGCUGCGCCCGUGGCAGAGGUCGAGGACGAGGACGUUGAAGAGACUGAAGAGGCUCCCAAGCCAAAGCGAGGCAAGAAGACCGCCGCUGAUGGCGAGGUCAAGGCCACAGCCAAGAGGGGCAGACCCAAGAAGACUGCCGACGAGUAGGCUACGGUUUUCAGCCCGCUUGACACGUGUUGUCUUGUCGCUUUCGAUUCGCUCAGCACUUUCAAUGUUCCUCCGACGGUAUCCACGUGAGAUUUAUCACGUCGGGUGCCCCAAAAUCGUCGAAGACCAGUUCAUAUAAUAUAGAUACCCCUCAGAAGUAGUUCAUGCGCCGAUGCGUAUCAAAAGUCUUUACGUUCUACUUGA
Messenger RNA from Parastagonospora nodorum SN15, 1038 nucleotides. RefSeq lists its product as hypothetical. The coding region runs from base 1 to 834 and encodes 277 amino acids. Lineage: Eukaryota; Fungi; Ascomycota; Dothideomycetes; Pleosporales; Phaeosphaeriaceae. The transcript has 5 exons. Gene Ontology annotation, molecular function: zinc ion binding; DNA binding. The record is from RefSeq and is a predicted model, not a curated record.